AUGUCCAUCGACAGCGUCUUCUUCAGCUUCGGCCUGUGCAUCGCCUUCCUGGGGCCCACGCUGCUGGACCUGCGCUGCCAGACGCACAGCUCACUGCCCCAGAUCUCCUGGGUCUUCUUCUCGCAGCAGCUCUGCCUCCUGCUGGGCAGCGCCCUCGGGGGCGUCUUCAAGAGGACCCUGGCCCAGUCACUAUGGGCCCUCUUCACGUCUUCCCUGGCCAUCUCCCUGGUGUUUGCUGUCAUCCCCUUAUGUCGAGACGUGAAGGUGCUGGCCUCUGUCAUGGCGCUGGCAGGCCUAGCCAUGGGCUGCAUCGACACCGUGGCCAACAUGCAGCUGGUGAGGAUCUACCAGAAGGACUCGGCCAUCUUCCUCCAGGUUCUCCAUUUCUUUGUGGGCUUCGGCGCUCUGCUGAGCCCCCUGAUUGCCGACCCCUUCCUGUCUGAGGCCGGCUGCUUGCCUGCCAAUGGCACGGCCAACAGCACCUCCGGCAGUCACCUCUUCCAUGCGUCCAGGGUCCUGGGCCAGCACCACGCUCAGGCAUGGCGGUGGUCCAACCAGUCGCUCUCCAGGCUGCCUCCACAGGAGGGAACAGGGACCCACGUGUCGUAUGCCUUCUGGAUCAUGGCCCUGAUCAAUCUCCCAGUGCCCAUGGCCGUGCUGUUUCUGCUGUCCAAAGAGCGGCUGCUGGCCUGCUGUCCUCAGAGGAGACCCCUGCUGCUGUCUGCAGAUGAGCUCGCCCUGGAGACACAACCUCCUGAGAAGGAAGAUGCCUCCUCCCUGCCCCCAAAGUUUCAGCCACACCCAGACCAUGAGGACCUGUUCAGCUGCUGCCAGAGGAAGAACUUCAAAGGGGCCCCUUAUUCAUUCUUCGCCAUCCACAUCACAGCAGCCCUGGUCCUGUUCAUGACCGACGGGAUGACGGGGGAGUAUUCAGCCUUUGUGUACAGCUAUGCAGUGGAGAAACCACUCUCUGUGGGGCACAAGGUGGCUGGUUACCUCCCCAGCCUCUUCUGGGGCUUCAUCACCCUGGGUCGGCUCAUCUCCAUUCCCAUCUCCUCCAAAGUGAAGCCAGCCACCAUGGUUUUCAUCAAUGUGGUCGGCGUGGUGAUGACGUUCCUGGUGCUUCUCGUUUUCUCCUACAACGUCGCCUUCCUGUUCGUGGGGACAGCCAGCCUGGGCCUGUUCCUCAGCAGCACCUUCCCCAGCAUGCUAGCCUACACGGAGGACAUUCUGCAGUACAAAGGCUGUGCGACCACGGUGCUGGUGACGGGGGCAGGAAUUGGCGAGAUGGUCCUCCAGAUGCUGGUUGGUUCGAUAUUCCAGGCUCAGGGCAGCUAUAGUUUCCUGGUCUGUGGCGUGAUCUUUGGUUGCUUGGCUUUCACCUUCUAUAUCUUGCUCCUGUUUUUCCACAGGAUGCACCCUGGACUCUCAUCAGUUCCUACCCAGGACAAAGCCCUAGGAAUGGAAAGCUCAGAGUGCUACCAGAGGUAAAGCUGGGUGAAGGGGGCCGGCAAAGACCGCCAGGCUCUUGGGCUCCAGCACAGACCCAAGUGUUCGAGACAAUCGGGGGAGGCAGUGGAGGCCCAUCUCUCCACGCCUUGGCUCGGAUCUUCUCCGCUAAUCCUUGGUUGGGUAGAUGAGAUUAAAUUGACUUCUGGGAACCUGGAUCCUCCCGGGGCAAAUCAUUAGAAGUUUACUGGAUGGAUAUUCAAGUUCCCUUCCUCUUCCCUGGUUUGGAUCUUUGGUCAGAGCUGUCCAGGACACCCAGAAGGGAAGGAAGAAGACAGCCGUACGCUUCACUCCAUUGGCCACCUCUUGCAUGGACCACACCCUGCCUGGGUUUGAAGAUCACUUUUAGUUGGAGUUUAAUAAGUUGAAAUUGUAAAGUUCAAUGAUCAUGGCUAGAUGUAGAUAUAUUUUAAAUUGGCCAAAAACAAACCCCAAGUUAUUCCCUGGCAUGCUUAAAGGAUGUAUGUGCUUUUUACUUUUUGAGAGUCCAAAGUCCCUCAAAUUCCAGUUGUUGCCAGCGGUAGUUCAUUUAACGUCUAAAACAUGAAAAGGAAAGGUUGCAUCUUGCUACCUUUGGGACACUAAUUCACUGGUGUGCUGGGCUAGCUCAGACUCGCUUAUAAAAGCCGAUGGUUAAAAUUUCAUUUCGAGAGCUGGUUGUUAAACACAGCCAUCAUUCAAAAUGGAAUUAUAGAAACUUACAAUUAAUUACAUUAAAAACAAAGGUCAUAACCACUCAAAACUCAUCACUUCCUUGAGGUUUCUUAUGUGUAUUGUAUCUGUAGAGUGGAAAGGUGUGCUCCUGAGCAUCUCUUUCCAACAGCACUUUCCCCGAUAAUGUGUUUGGUGGCUGGAGAUCAGCCACCUGGGAGCAUUCACCCCACAGAAACCGGCAAAGGCUAUCCUCCUGGCUUUUCUUCUCCCCCUGCCCCCGCCCGCGCCCCCAGAGCCCAUUGUUAAACAUCCACCUGCAUACCACUGCUGAUAACCAAUGCUAACUGGCCAGAAGUUUCUGGGAGAAUGGGAUGAAGAUUCCGUUUUUCUUGACUGACAUUGACUGCGCUUAUAAAAGGUGUAGAAACAGCACUAAGAAUUUCUCCAAAAUAUCUAAUUUAAACUUUCCAUCUUUUAUAGAGGAAAAAAAGCUCUUUAUACCAUGUCAAGUUGUUUCCUUUAACAAAAAGCUGGGACUGCCGAGCGAUCCGAACGGUGCAGCAUACUGCCGGCCCAGAGCGAAUCCUCUAGUAACACAGACGGAAUCCCCAGCCGGCCGCUUGGAAAGCGUUAAGAGCACUGAGGCAUCCAUAAGUAGUGAAAUGGCUAUCACCGUGAGUGUACAUUCGUUUACCUGCAGAUUCUCUGUGUAGGUACGAACGUACAGGUAUGAACAGGGAGAGUGGAUCCACGUUCUCAGCAAUGGGUGUAAGCGGUGUGCCCCACACGGACAGGGGUCUCCCACAUCUGAGCGUUGGUCCCGUCUGCCGGCACCCUGUGUGCUGAUGGGACCCCGGCGGGAGCGAGCUUGGUGGGAGCGCUGGCCUCCCCCUCUAGCCGUGUGUGGCCCUGGGCAGAGAGAUCACGGAUGCUCUUCCGGCCUGGCUUUUUUUUUUUUUUUUAAUCUAAGUGACAUUUCUAAAAGCACGUACCCUACCUCAAAGGACUUCUGAAAGAAUGAAGUGACUUUGUUUGAAGCAACGAUUAUAUGCCUGACAGAGAAACAGCGUAAUCAAUGUUAGCAAUUUUUAUUUUUAAAACCUCCUCAUUAGCAGCUUCAAAAUUGUUCAUAUGUUUGGUACAUAUUUAUUGUAAGUCAAACAGAUCCAAAUUCUUUUUGAAAGCUGAUGGUCUUAGGGGUGUCGUUUUAACUCGAUCUGUAAAUACUCACAAGUAUUUGAUGGCUGUCAGACUUAAAUGUGCAAUCUCACUGCUGGAGGGAGUGCCUGACCUGGACAAAAAAGAAAGCAGUUGUAUUUUUCUUGUGGUUUAAAAAAAAACAAAAACAAAAAUCCUUCCUUUUUAUACAAAUUUAGAAAGAAGAAUCAUUGGCUUUAUCUAAGGUGUCAUGAUUAAUUUAAGAAUAUAGAAAACAAGAUUGAAACGAAUCUAAGUGUAUCUUUCCUGAAAUAAAAUAUUUUAAAUUUAAUAAGCGUGUUAUCCAUUAUGGACAACGGAUUCUUUUAUA
Molecule: messenger RNA, 3691 nt
Organism: Neomonachus schauinslandi (Hawaiian monk seal)
Lineage: Eukaryota; Metazoa; Chordata; Mammalia; Carnivora; Phocidae
Gene: SLC60A1
Product: major facilitator superfamily domain containing 4A
Exons: 11
Coding region: 1-1491 (496 amino acids)
Biological process (GO): transmembrane transport
Source: RefSeq, a predicted model, not a curated record